Messenger RNA from Papaver somniferum (opium poppy), 1500 nucleotides. RefSeq names its product protein STRUBBELIG-RECEPTOR FAMILY 4-like. Lineage: Eukaryota; Viridiplantae; Streptophyta; Magnoliopsida; Ranunculales; Papaveraceae. Gene Ontology annotation, biological process: protein phosphorylation; regulation of DNA-templated transcription. Gene Ontology annotation, molecular function: ATP binding; protein kinase activity. The record is from RefSeq and is a predicted model, not a curated record. Bases 1 to 1500 code for a protein of 499 amino acids. The transcript is spliced from 9 exons.
AUGGAGUAUGACACUCAACUACAAGAACAAUUGCUGAAGAAGAUUGAAGAGCUUGACGUUGAAGAUGCCAACCUGAGAGAUGAAAUGGCUAAAUUAGCCUGUUACGGAGCCAGUUCCGGCAUUGGCGUUGAUUUUGGAAUUAAAAAUAUAGAUUGCAGUAACCAGUCUCCAUUAGAUUCAGCUCAACGACCCGGACCAACCAGUUCAUGUAGAGAGAUUGGUUGGAGUCAUGGCGAAACGCUGCCAACAUGGAAAAUUGGUUCCGCUUCAUCCAAACAUAUAGAGAGAAGUAUCCUUGACUCGUACAAUAUCUUGCAGUCAAUUGGUCAGGCAAUUCAUAUUGUUGAUGACAAAAAUCUGAUAAUUUACUGGAAUCGAGCUGCUGAAGGCUUGUAUGGUUAUUCUGCAUCAGAAGCCAUUGGUCGUAAUAGUCUUCACCUGAUUGUUGACGAGCAGGACUAUAAAGAUGGAUGCGAAAUUAUUCAUAGAACUUUCAUGGGGGAAAGCUGGACAGGGGUGUUCCCCGUCAUUAAUAAACAAGGAAGACGAUUUCGAGUUAUUGUAACUACUGGUCAGCCCUUCCACGAAACUCGAACUACGUUUACUUCUACAAGAAAUCCUUCAAAGGAAGCUGCAUAUCGUCAGCCAUCUAAAAGUUGUGCACCUGCAACUACUGGUCUUAACUCCCAGCAGAAGCCGCUCCAAGUUACAAUUCCUUCCAAGCUGCUUAAUCUGGACUGCCAUAUGAAUCAGACAUCAAGAACGGCUAAAUUUGUACGGUCGGUAAAAGCCAUUAAAUAUGACAUCCGAGGUGGGAAAAAACAGUAUGUUGAACGGCAAGUUUCCUUAGAAACCGUUGUCUCUGACCCGAGAGAGCAUGCCCAAGAGAAAAUGUAUCAGGAAAGACUUUUAGGAGAUCUUGGUGAGAAGGACGAAAGUAUGAUCGGAGUCUGCAAAAUGGCUCAUGUGCGACUGUGUAUCACGGCCUAUGGUGUGGCUCCGUAUGUUCUCUUUUACAUGUUGGCAUUUUUCAUUUGUGGCAAUGGAAUGAACUAUGGGAGUUUAUUUCAGUUGCUUCGACGUAACCCUCCUGCAUUAAAUUGGAAACGGCGUGUUCUCAUGGCUUUGGACAUCGCACGAGGUAUGAAUUAUCUUCAUUGCUACAAUCCACUAAUCGUUCAUCGUGAUUUGAAGUCGUCAAAUCUGUUGGUUGAUAAUAACUGGAAUCUGAAGGUUGCGGAUUUUGGUCUCUCACGCCUCAAACAUGCAACCUUUUUGACAACAGAGAACGGGGAAGGAACGCCACAAUGGAUGGCUCCAGAGGUCAUACGCAGUGAGCCGGCAGAUGUGAAAUCUGAUGUGUAUAGCUUUGGAGUUGUAUUGUGGGAGCUUGCUACCCGAAAAGUUCCUUGGGAUGGUUUGAUCCCAAUGCAGGUGAUUGCUGCUGUAGGGUUCAUGGACCAACAACUUGAGAUCCCAGAAGAUACCGACCCACAAUAG